UGUCUCUCACUCUCUCUUUCUCUUCUUCCCUCUGUCUCUCUGUCUCUCUGUCUCUCUAUCUCUCUGUCUCUCUGGUUGAUUGCACACCACCCCUCGUCUGUGCUCAGAAAUAGAAAAAACAUAAACAUUUGGAAGCGGAAGCCGCGUUGUCUCUGAUUCGAAAGCGAAACUGCAUACAGUUGCGAACGUGUUGUCUGUGCCUUGUUGAUCUGAAUUCGGAACCUAAGGUAAUGAUCAGAUGGCUGUGGUGGUUUAUUGUAGCUGAAAGCUUUGCAGUGUAGACUAGUAUAGAUCUAUAUCUAGACUCUAGAUGAUGUAUCGUGUAGAACCAAACAAGACCCACAGAGUCUCCCGAGGGAGAGAGACCAGAUCUAGACCUCCUUAGAUCUAUAUAUCUAGAUAUAAAUUAUUAUAAAUAUAAAUAUAGAUCUAGAAUCUAGAAUGUAGACCUAGGCCUAGGCUUGCCUCUCCUUCUUAGUAGUCCCUCACUUAUUAUAACUAACUAAUGUCCACUGGAACUGCAUGCAAUGUACUGGCCUUUGUAGAGCUAAAUCUAAGUUUGUUUGAAGUUUGAUGGGAAUAGCACACAGUGAGCCUAACCCUAAUUACUAAUACUAAUACUAAUUUAGUAAAACAAAUUUAAGCUUCCUCUAUUACCGAGUAUUGGCAUUCACUACUUAAUGACUAGAUUCUAGAUCUAAUGGCAAUGUUAGAUCUAUCUCAGCUGGGCACUUUGUAGAGCUAAAUCUAGGGUUGUUUAGAAAAGCGUUUGAUUGUAUAUCACACGGUGAGUCGAACGCUUAGUCAACCAAGUAAGCUUCCUAUUACUAUUAUUAUCAUUACCGACUUAAAAUGACAUUCACUAACAAAUGACUAUAAUGGCAAUGCUCAAUGCUAGAUCUAGGGUUGUUUAGUGUUUGAUUGGAAAUGUCACACAGUGAGCCGAACGGUUUUAACUAAUUAAAAGUUGGGGGCUCGGGUGACUAAUCAACUAAGUGAGUAGGCCUAGAUCUCGAACCGUCAUUUCAGUUUGGGAAAUUUUUCGCAGCUCGUCCGACACAAAAGCAUAAGCCUAGAUUUUUUGUCGAAUAACUUUCGAUCCCGUUUACUUUUAACCUAGAUUCUCUAAACGGCACUCUUCGAGGGAAGUGGUCCCGGCUUAACACCAUAGAAAUAACACUAAGACUUGUAGUCAGAAACAAAAACACAAGUCGAGUAAAAAAGCUGUCUUCGGUAAUUUUUUUCCCUUACUUCAAGUUUAGAAUAUUUCCCACAUUAAUUUUUUAAUCGGCUUCCUUUUUUGUUUCCGAUUGCAAGUGUUAUUUCUACGGAAUUAGGCCGGGACUACUUCUCCCGAAGAGUGCCCUCUAAACGAGUGACAACCCCGUUUUGUUUUUUCGAGCAAAACUUUUUUCAACGUUAUAGAUUGGUGUGGAAGGGCACUUUUCUUAGAGAGGCCAGAAUAUUGCUCGAUAUGAGUCGGGCGGAACUAUUUUCUUACGGAUAUUGAUAAGUAAAUGGGACAAACUGAUACAAGACCGGGAACGGUAGCUCGAUAACAUUAACAAUCAGUGCCGUCUGUCUCAAGUCAUCCGUAAGAAAAUCGUGUCUUUUCAUCGGACAGGCUACAGCACGGGCAAAAAUAGUUUUGGUGUCGACGGACAUCCCCGCUCCGUCCCUCAUGUUUAAACUGACUGCGUCAGUGUCGUUCUGUAGGUAUUAAUUUUAAAUAACGUUUCCAAGCCCUCUGACCUGGUAACCGUAACAGUUUUGGUCAGGUCCAUUUUUCCCCUUCUCUUUCCCCCGAUCUCGGAAUCUUCGCGGAGAGGAGCAGCGCCAGCCGUUUGCCAGCGACGAGGAGACGAUCUCGGAAUCUUCGCGGACGCAGUAUCAUGUCUGGAGAGGAACAGCCCCAGCCGUUUGCCAGCGACGAGGAGAUGAUCUCGGAAUCUUCGCGGAGGCAGUAUCAUGUCUGGAGAGGAACAGCCCCAGCCGUUUGCCAGCGACGAGGAGAUGAUCUCAGAAUCUUCGCGGACGCAUUAUCAUGUCUGGAGAGGAACAGCCCCAUCCGUUUGCCAGCGACGAGGAGAUGUAUCAUGUCUGGAGAGGAGCAGCCCCAGCCGUUUGCCAGCGACGAGGAGACGAUCUCGGAAUCUUCGCGGACGCAUUAUCAUGUCUGGAGAGGAACAGCCCCAGCCGUUUGCCAGCGACGAGGAGAUGUAUCAUGUCUGGAGAGGAGCAGCCCCAGCCGUUUGCCAGCGACGAGGAGACGAUCUCGGAAUCUUCGCGGACGCAUUAUCAUGUCUGGAGAGGAACAGCCCCAGCCGUUUGCCAGCGACGAGGAGAUGAACUCGGAGUCUUCGCGGGCACCAGACGGAGCCAGGCAUAUCUUGCCCAUAAUCAUAGAGGAGCCAGAGCCUAUUUCUAGUGACGAGGAGAUGAACUCGGAGUCUUCGCGGGCACCAGACGGAGCCAGGCAUAUCUUGCCCAUAAUCAUAGAGGAGCCAGAGCCUAUUUCUAGUGACGAGGAGAUGAGUUUCCUCGACGUGACCCUGAGCCUGGCUUCUAAGGGAACGACAAAGUAUUCCAAUAUGGGAAAUGAGACUAGUUGAUGCAUGUGUGUGUAGUUUGUGUCUUUGUUCUUAUUUAGCAUGAUAAGACGCCUCAGUUGAUGCUUUUGAUGUUAAGGAGCGGGCCUGUCUCCGUAGGAUUUAAUAGUCCCUUCAGCUUCCUGCUUCCGUAUCUGUGGCCAGUCCAGUUUGUCCGUGUGUCUCAUGCGUGGUUUGUUCCUAGCUUGAGACUGAGGCAGCAGUACCUUUGUGAGUGUGAUGGGGUUGGGGGUAAGGUGUGAAGUAAAAAAGUUGAUGAAAUUUGAAGAGAAGCGAGGGGGAGGGGGGUGUAGAUCAUUUUUUCGAUAAGCUGCACUUUUGAGUAAUCACUGUAUUUUAAAGAAUCCGUUUUGAUGCAAGUGUAAUAGGUAACAGCUUUUUGGGGGCAUGAGCUGUUUCCAUCUUUCAACCAGUUUGGGGAACUCUUUCUGAGGGGUUAGGGGUUAGUGGGGAACUGACCCCUGACCCCUCAUUACGUAAGAUGUCAGUUUCGGCUGUUGGGGGGGGGGGGUUGGGGGAAGUGCAGGGGGUGAUAAAAUUAUGUGGGGUGACAGGUGUCCGCGGGGAACUGGAACUGGCCCACGUCACCGGUUAUGGGAAAAUAGCAAGUUCUUUAACGGCGUCAGCAGGUAUCGGGUACGGGACCAAAUUGUAGGGAACGUUUUUGUUAUCGCUUAUUUGUUUUGUCUUCCACAGCUCACAGACUUCCCCUCCCCACUCCCCCCCUUGCGGAAGUCGGAAGUACCGGGCCUCACCGUGGCGCAAGGGUGUAACGCUCUGUU
Messenger RNA from Aplysia californica (California sea hare), 3391 nucleotides. RefSeq lists its product as uncharacterized. Bases 1893 to 2612 code for a protein of 239 amino acids. NCBI's taxonomy places the organism in Eukaryota, Metazoa, Mollusca, Gastropoda, Aplysiida, Aplysiidae. The transcript has 11 exons. The record is from RefSeq and is a predicted model, not a curated record.